AUGAAGACCUUUCUCAUUCUCAGUGCCCUGCUCACAGGAGCAAUACCGUAUGUCUAUCAGAAAUGUGAGCUUGCCCAUCUUUUACACAAAAAUGGAUUGGAUGGAUAUCGUGGUUACAGUCUAGCAAACUGGGUGUGUUUAGUUCAACAUGAAAGCAAUUAUAACACAAGUAUAGUUGGACACAAUAGGAGAGACGGAAAGACUCUAUCAUCAGACUACGGGAUCUUUCAGAUCAACAGCAUCAGGUGGUGUGAAGAUGGUCAGACUCAGAACUCAAAAAAGUUAAGGAAUGGAUGUAGGAAGAGCUGUAAAGAUGUCUCGUUUACAAACUUAAUCUGGGGUUUCUGCCGAAGCAACGUGAUGGAAACCAAUGCAGAGAACCCAUGA
Messenger RNA from Carcharodon carcharias (great white shark), 387 nucleotides. RefSeq names its product lysozyme C-1-like. The transcript has 3 exons. The coding region runs from base 1 to 387 and encodes 128 amino acids. Gene Ontology annotation, molecular function: lysozyme activity. Lineage: Eukaryota; Metazoa; Chordata; Chondrichthyes; Lamniformes; Lamnidae. The record is from RefSeq and is a predicted model, not a curated record.